UUUAGUUUCAAUUUGGUCAAGCAGCAAAAAGGGAUUUCUAUUCCACUGCGUUUAAUUCUUGAAAAAAAAAUGAGUGACACAGGUGCAAAGCCCAGCCAGCCUUUAGUUGUAAAACAGGAUAAGGAUGUCACGCCAAAGAGAGGACGCGGCAGACCCAGGAAGCAACCCCAAGAACCAACUGGUGCUCCAACUCCAAAACGACCACGAGGAAGACCAAAAGGAAGUAAAAACAAAGUUACUUCUAAAUCUGGUAGAAAAUCUGGUGGCACAGGAGGAACGAAACCCAGAGGUAGACCCAAGAAACUGAAAGGUGAAACGUCAGGAACAAAAAAACCCAGAGGUAGACCAAGAAAAAGGGAAAAGGCAGAGCAGGAAGAGGAGGAGCAUGCUUCACCAGAAUCCUCAGAAGAAGACCAGUAAAUCUGCAAGACUGGUACUACCUCAUUCAACAAAUGGCUCCUGUCAUUAGCUGGACUAAAAACCUUAUCACACUGUUUUCAUUAUAGUCUUAACAGGAGACUACAGCAGCACUGGAACACUACAGGACUUCUUUUUCCUUUUAGUACAGUUCAAGGUAUUUCAAAGAAAUUAACAUUUAAUAAAUGUUGAAAUCUAGAUCUUCAAAUUCACUUCAUAAUUUUUUUUCAGUCAAGCCUCUAAGCAUCAGUCACAGGUUAUACCAGCAAAUAGGGCCAUGCCAAUGAACAACUUUGUUCAAUUAAAUAUCAUAUAAAAGGGAUUUGUUAUGUUGCGGACAAUUCACAUCAAAUAUGUACAUGACCUUGGCUAACAUGACAAUAAUUGUAAUGACUGUUAUAAUGGUACAUCCAAAAGCAGCGCUUUAAAACUUGCUGUUGUUUUAGAGUGUCAACCCAUUCUCAACAGUGGAAUCCCACACUAGAUGAUAGAAGGAACGUUGCCUACAAAAUCAAAAUGGCUGCUUUAUUCACAGCCGCAAAACUAUCCACUUCUUGUAUUUACUUUUUUGUUUGUUUAUGGCAUGGCUUAGAAUCAUGUAGGUGAACUUUUUGUUAUUCUUUGAAAUAGAUUAUGUUCUGUUAUGUUAUAGACUUGUCUUUCAGAAUUGAGGAGGACUGUACGUUUCUCUAGGCUCUAUAUAAUAGUUAACUGUUAGCCUGGAGCUAUUAAUUUUUAUGCUACAUUAUCAAUUAACUUUUAUGUUAAUAUAUACACCAUAAUUGUGCAAAUACAUUUAAAGUGACGUGAAACUUAAAAGAGCAACAUUUCCUUAACAAAUAAUUUUACCCUGUUACUUUGUUCUCUCAUUUUGAAUGCAUGUAUAAUUUUCUUUAAUAUAAAGCAGCAAAAUUUUUUCCACCCAAAGAAAUGUAUUUGACCAGGGAAUCUCAGAACUGCAAGCAAGCGGUUUAGGAUUUUGUUUGUUGAUCACACGCAUGCAGUAUAAUAAUGCACCAUUAACAGUGGUCAGGGAAAGCUUAGUCAACAUGACCACAUACCAUCACCACCACCCCCAAUCCCCACCCUUCACAGUAUUCCUUUGUCCAAAAGAAAUUAAAGGUUGCAUGAGGCAAAAUGUCAGUUAGUGAAUGACUUCACUCCAAACUGCAAUAGUUUAAGAGCUCAGGUAACACCUGCAAAGUGAAGUUUCUACCUAUGGAAACCAGUUCUGUCUGAAAAUUCAAUGCCUAAACGUUUAUCUUAAAUGCUUACUUUGAAAGUAAUAUUGGUUUCAUAAGUAACUUUGGAAAUAAAUUACAGAUAAUGAAAAUUCUUCCCUGAUCCAAACAAUUAGACUAAUAGUAAUAUAACAUUAGCUUGUGAUUUAACUAACUUUUCCUUGCUCUGUUAACAGCUGGUGUACUCAAAUGCGCAAAGUCGACAUAGAUCUAUUGACCCAGUUUAAUUGAAGAGUACAAUCGCUGCAAUUAUUAUAGCCCACACAAUAUUUAUAAUAAUAUAUAGAAAUUUAUAUUCUGGCAACACAAUUUCUUUUCUUUUAAGUUAUUAUUUAUGUAAGAGAAAGUAUCCCUUUUGCUGGAUCAUAUAGGCUGUCUAUAACAAAUUGGAUAUUUUGACAUAGAUAUAAAAUCCUUUAAAAUUCAUUGCAAACUCAAGCAGAAAUACUUUAAAGAUGCUGAAAAUUUAGCCGUUUUGGGGCAGAUGUUGGUUUGCAACUUAAUAAAGGAAUAAAAGUGCAUUAAAAGUUGUACAUUUGGUUUCUACUUUGCAUAUCUAGGUCCUAACUAAUGACAUGCUCAAAAAUAUAGUGGCUGAUGGUAAAAGAAAUAACAACAUCUGGAAUACAAUACUUGAAAUAUUGAUUGAAAACAAAAUGCUUCAUAAAAAUAAUGUCUGAUGCAGAUUCGCAAUACCUCUCACCAGUUACAACAAAGUUAUAUUACUUAAUAUAACACCAAAGACGAGAGACAAUAUGAUUCUACUUUCUCUGUUGUGGCAAAUUAUGUCCAUGUAAUCAAUUUAUUCAAAUGUUACAUAUCCAGUAUUCUUAGUUGAAACUAAAGAGGACCAAGUUAUUUGUUAUUCUGGAUCAUAUAUUCUAGAAUUAAAGCUUUUGUCAUCAUUGAAAAACUACAUGCACUUAAACUUCUGAUAGCAUCAGAACUUUAAUUACAAAUUGCUGAGGGAGUGCUUCACACCUGAAAUAGAUUUGAAGUAUUGUAAUAGAACAGCACCAAAGAAAUGAACACUUACUAUCAUUAAGUUUUUUCAAAAGAAAAUUUUAACUUUGUACACAAAUAAUGAUAGCUUCAUUACAUAUUGUUUUGUAAAGCUGGCAAAAACUAUAUAUUCUGUGGCCUGUUAUUUUUAAGUUGCAGUUAAAUAUUAUGCAGUAGAUAAAUGUAGUUUAACAUACAAGUCAAUUUGGAUCAAAAAGCAGUUAUCCUAUAAUAGAAGCAUUGUCGCUGUAUGACAGAAGUAUUUUUUUUCAUAGUCUGCCAUAAUUUCAAUGAUCAGAAUUUUAAAUCCAUGAAACUCGCUUCACUAAAUACUCAGACUGGUGGAUUGAAUACUUUGAGCUCUGUGUCCUUUCAUAAAAUUUAAAGAAAUACAGAGAAAUGUUUGAUUUGAGUAAAAAUGACUACCAGAUUUCAGUCAUCCUAUGACAAUUGUUGCAUUUUGCUAAUAUUCAACAAAAAAAACACAUUUGGGUUAAAUUGGAGCUUGCAAAGGAAAAUAUUUAUUCUGUUUGGUUGUGAAUAAGUACCCAGUCUAAGAGCAAGCAAAUGGGAUAUUUCUUCUUUAGUAACAAUGGAUAUAAUGAGGCAAAAUAAAUAGCAACUUAACAUACCUGGUUGCUAAAUAUUCAAAUACUAACAAAGUACAACUUUCUUUACUACAUAGAGUGGAAUCUUCCAAUAAAGAUUUUCAGCAGGAGUCAGUUCAUUAUUCAGUUUUCACAUGAUAUUGCAGUAUUAGUACUGUACUGAACAGAUGGACCUUCUUUGGUUUCCUUAAUCACGACUACCUCUUUUAGUUUCAUAGUCUCUCGGUUGUUUGCUGCUGUACACAAAAUACAAUUCAUUUGUGUAUCUCCUCAGCCACAGUGAAUAAUGUUUCUGAAUUAUUACAUGUAUGAUGCCAGAAGGAGAGGGAAAAAAUAAUCGUGAAGCUGUUUACCUCAUUGCAAAAAACAGUAAGUUGGUAAAAGGUGUUCGAGAAAGAAGAGGAAAUAAUGUUCAGAAAAUUUUUGAGCAAUCUGUCUCCAAUCCACAUGAAGAGAGGUUUCUAAAUGUUUGAAUUUACAUACAUUUGAAUUCAAACUAGUAGUGAUUAUAAAAGAUUACACCUCUUAUCACAAACUAAUGUUGGUGCUGCAACAUUUCCAGAACAGUUAGUGAGUGAUUGGUUGAUUUUCAUAUGUUAAUGACUGGCAGGCAACAUGCCAUGUGUAAUUGCCCAUUUCCUUCAUUCAGCAGAUUUGGUACACUGUGGAUGGUAAUUUGAUAAAUAUGAAAAGUGCAAAUUUCCAAGUAAGUGUUUUUUGAAAUACCUUCUGAAAAAACAAAUGAUGGUCUAGCAUGCAAGAUUAAUGGUAUGUACACUGUGUAGCUUCCCACUGCCCUCUAAAUGAUGAUUGAACACGUUUUAUUUGUAAGCUUAGUUAAUUAAACAUUACUAGUUUAAUGUUUUAAAUGGAAUUUUAAUCAGGAAUCACUUCUUUGUAUUCAGGAAUGUAAACCCUGGCAGAUUUUGUUGCUCGAUUAUAGCACUUCACCCUUGAGCUGAGCUAACACACAGAGCAGCAAUCAAAUCUAGGAUGCUGUUAUUCUAGGUAUUGUGCAAUACAUUUGACUGAUCAGAAGAGCUUUGUGACUUGUUUUAUAAUGUGAGCUAGCAAUUUUUUUUAACAAUAAAGUAAGACUGAAAGAAUUAAUAAAAUGAAAAGAAUUGCCUGAGGUUUUGCUGUUGUUGCUACUGGCACAUUGUUGUAAACCAUUCUAUAUCCUGCCAUGUCAGCAUGCUGACACUAGAGGGAAGAGUUGAAUUCUGCUGACUCUGGUCAAAAAGGUACUCCUGGCAGCAGUUAAAGCCCCAAACUUUAUCUGUGUUCCUGUGGGAAAUUACUUCAUUGCUUCACAACACUGAAGCUGGUACGAUAUAAAAUGCAUGUAAAACACUCAAGAUGAAUGCAACUUCAGUAUUUUAAAUAUACAACCCUGGAGGAAAUUUUUUGUGCAAUUUAUGGGAUUAAGUUUGUAAACAAAAGCUGAUAAUUUUCUUGCACUUGACAUCCAGCAAAUAUCUUCGUCUCUUGACAACCAUUCCAAUAAGUUAAACAUCAAGAUCUUGGCUUCUGUUUUGGUGUUGGCUUUAAAUUUGCAUUUAUGUGUCACUCAACCUCAGAGUGUUCUAUGCAAAAUUGACCAGAAUCACACACUGAAGUGAAUGAGAUGACAUGUGUUGUAUCAUUUUUACCAACUUACUGUUCAAAUUUAUGGAAUUCAGUGAUAUGCAUCUUAUAAUUUAGUAGAUAUUUGAAUGUUAUUGGGGUGCUAAUUGCUAUAUUGAAAUAAAGCAAAGUUACUGUAGGAUAUCAUUUAUUAUGCAAAGGAGAUGUGGCACAUUGGAUUGUACCUCAGUUAAAUAAAAAUCCUGGUUAUUUUAAGGCAAAUCACACAUUUAAGAAAGCCUACCUCAGGACAAAUAUUGGUGAUCCUGCUGACUUAACACAUAGUUUAGAAAGUUUUACUGAAAACCUAUUUUUGUUGAUUUAAUACAAAGAGAAAUUACCAUGGAAACAUUUUAUAUUGAUAGAAACUUGAAGCAUUGCUUGUGAAAAUUUGAGAUUCUAGAUAAAUGUGUGCAAUUAAGGACAGCAACCAGAGAAUGUUAUUAGUUAAAUGUUUUCCCACCAGAAAUAUUAUGCAUUCCAGUCAGUUUUAAAUCUAAUCUCUUGGCACUCAGUUUGGUACUUCUAACAUAUAUUGCUGAUCAAUAAAAUGUGGCAAAUUGUUUGUACAUGAAGCCCUAAUUGUGUUCAAUUGCUAACAUUCUUAGUCAAGUAGGAUUUCUACUUGGAUGGUGUUUGGUGCAACAAUAAAGUUCAAAAAUUAGACAAA
Messenger RNA from Stegostoma tigrinum, 5564 nucleotides. Its product is annotated as high mobility group protein HMG-I/HMG-Y. Lineage: Eukaryota; Metazoa; Chordata; Chondrichthyes; Orectolobiformes; Stegostomatidae. The record is from RefSeq and is a predicted model, not a curated record. Bases 70 to 420 code for a protein of 116 amino acids. The transcript is spliced from 6 exons. Gene Ontology annotation, molecular function: transcription coregulator activity; DNA binding. Gene Ontology annotation, cellular component: nucleus; chromatin. Gene Ontology annotation, biological process: regulation of DNA-templated transcription.